Lucilia sericata (common green bottle fly) is the source of this 8962-nucleotide messenger RNA. It is a transcript of the gene Ac13E, whose product is annotated as adenylate cyclase type 9. The transcript has 5 exons. Gene Ontology annotation, biological process: intracellular signal transduction; cyclic nucleotide biosynthetic process; adenylate cyclase-activating G protein-coupled receptor signaling pathway. The record is from RefSeq and is a predicted model, not a curated record. NCBI's taxonomy places the organism in Eukaryota, Metazoa, Arthropoda, Insecta, Diptera, Calliphoridae. The coding region runs from base 478 to 5121 and encodes 1547 amino acids. Gene Ontology annotation, molecular function: adenylate cyclase activity.
AGUAAAUAAUUAAAUCCAACAAACAGCACACAACCGCAACAAAAAUGCAUUUUCCAAAAAAAUUUAAAAAUCUAAACAAAAGCCAUUUAAUGCUAAAACGAACUAUAAAUGUAUUAAAUUCUACAACUAUUGUACAGCAACAAUUUAACUUAAAAUCCCUUUAGAAUUAGACAAAAAUAAAAUUGCUUUAAAUACUAUUUAAAUAAUACAUUUUGAUAAACAUUUUCCUUGGAAAGUAAAACCCAACAAAUUGUAUGUGUUUUCCGGCAUUUAUGUUCCUGUAUGUGAUUUAAGUAGCUGAAUUUUUUAUCUUUUUUUUUUUUUGGAUAAUUUACACCUAAAUAAAAAAAAUCUUUAAAAACAAACUAACAACCAACAAUAUAAAUUUUAAAAAAUAAGCACAAAAUCCUUGGCAUCAACUCGUUGCGGUUUUAGUUAUUUUGAAGCACAAAAAAUUACUGUAACUGGAGGAAAACCAUGAAGGAAAAUUGUAAAAUGUCAGAGUCGCGUCGACAAUCAGUCAGCUUUACCGCCAUGCCACCCGGUGUUUUAGCCAAUGACAGUCGUAACAAUUCCACCGAUGACAUACAAAUCGCUUUAGCACCACACAUACAAACCUAUUUAAGUCAAACGGGACGUCGUCAUUCCUGCUGCAGCGUCAUGUUACCCGUAGCCUUUGAACGUGCUGCUUCUAAUUCCUGGCUAGAUCCUAAAUUCGAUUCAGCCGUAUUGGAGGGCCAAUAUCAAACAAGUGUAUUUUCGCAUGUACGAAUGAGAUACAGAUUUACUCUCUCGUACAUACUGCUCUGUUCGGUAGCCUGGUUUUUCUACUUCCUCGUGGAUGGCGGUUCAGAAGACUUUUGGCGUCCUAUCUCAAGUUCCUUUUCUCUUAUAUCGCUUAUAACAAUCGUGGCCAUAUGCUUUACACACUGGGAUAUGUAUCGAGCAAAUCACAUAGCCACAUCCGCAAUUACGGCGGGAAUAUUGUGUGCUACGUCACUAAUAUUUCUCACAUAUACAGGGCGAGCUUUUAGCCCACUGGGUCAUUUUGCCAUUUGUUUAGAAAUAGUCCUGCUGAUCUAUACCGCCCUACCCAUGACGCUGUGGUUGAGUGCGGCCAUAGCCGUCAGCUAUACCAUACUGUUUGAGGUGGUUACCCAUAUGGUGGUGGCAGGAAAUGCUGUGCAUGGAGCGACGGCAGAUUUUAGUUAUAAAAUUCUAUUCUUAAGGAUACUUUGUCAUGUGUGUGUACAUUUGGUGGGUUUGCAUGUGUUGGUCAUGAAUUUGGUGCGAAUGCGUGGUACUUUCAUGAAGGUGGGUCAAAAUUUACUAGUCAGACGUCAGCUGGAGUUAGAGAAACAAUUGAAGGAGAAAAUGAUUCACUCGGUAAUGCCGCCUAAAGUUGCUGACAUGUUGUUGAAUGAGGGAGGCAUUGAUGGUAAUAAUGAUGGUUCCAUUAAGCCCGAAUCACAUUAUAUGCGUCCGAGGCCCUCGAAUGAUGUGAAGUCUUUAUUUCGUCCCUUUCACAUGCAUAGUAUGGAAAAUGUCAGUAUACUUUUUGCCGAUAUUGUGGGCUUUACACGAAUGUCUUCAACGAAAACCGCCGAACAGUUGGUGGAAAUUUUGAAUGAUCUCUUCGAAAGAUUCGAUGAUUUAUGUACGUUAAAUGGUUGCGAGAAAAUCUCUACCCUAGGUGAUUGUUAUUAUUGUGUAUCGGGCUGUCCGGAACCUAGGCCGGAUCAUGCUAUAUGUUGUGUGGAAAUGGGUUUGGGUAUGAUAGAUGCUAUGCGUUGUUUUGAUGCUCAGCGGCAUGAAGGUGUUAAAAUGCGUGUGGGUGUUCACACGGGCACCGUUUUGUGCGGUAUAGUUGGUACGAGGAGGGUCAAGUUUGAUGUCUGGAGUAAUGAUGUCUCGUUGGCUAAUAAAAUGGAGUCCUCUGGUAAACCUGAACAAGUUCAUAUAUCCGAAGAAACGGCAAGUUUUCUGGGUGAAGCUUAUUAUCUAGAUGAAGGAGAAGAGGUUUUUGGUCAUCGCACCUAUUUUGUGGUGGGUCGCCGAAAAGACAUCUCCCGCGCCAACAGUUUAUGUCCCAGUGUACAUGCCAACUCAGCAAGCAGUCAUUUACAGCUGCCCGGCAUACCAGGACAACCCAUCUCGUUAACGCAAAGUGCUACCAACAUUUCUGUUAUACAUCCCAAUGUUCCACCCGCUUCACCGGUGGGUCAACUAUCAACAUCCUUAAAUCCUUCGCCUGUACUCUCAAUACGACCAAGACUGACUUCGUUAAGCAUGAAAUUGCGCAAAAAAUCACAAUCCCGGGAAAUGGAUGUUGAACGUGGCAUUAUACACCCCGCUGCAGCGGGAAUACCUCCCGUUAUAGUUUGUCGUGAAAGACCAAAGAUAAUAAUAACAACGAAAAGUUUACCUGGGAGUUUGGAUUCUGAAAAUGAACCUGAACAAACGAAUGAUGAGAGCCAAGAGUCCAAUAAAAAUGGCAAAACUGCAGUAGGCAAUAGUAGACCAAAGAUAAGAUUAAAGGUAUGGAAGGUACCGAGAUUUCUUAAGAAACUGGAGGAUAUUGGUAAGACAAAUGAAAAGUCUACCAACACCGAGGUAAGCAUCAGCUUAAUGCAUCCUGUACCAAAGACACCCACGGGAAACGAAGAGACCGUAGCUUUUAUAGAACCCAAUGGUUAUCAACCGCUGCAACCUGUGGUAGUGGAAAAUAAUAAACCUAACACCAAUAUGCUGGAAAUACCACAUAAACCCGCGCUGCAUCAUGUGGCCACUUCAACGGGUAUAAGUAACAAUGUUAAUCGUUCUCCCGAUGCCAGUUGUUGUUCUCCCGGUCAAUACUCCAUGUUCGAUGACAUUAUUGAUAUAAGAUCAUACAUUAGUCAGUCUCGUAGUGAUAUCUCUCCAUUUGGUAGAUCUGGUAGCUAUCGUUCACAGUGCGGUAGAAGUGGACAAUCGGAAACCUCACCAUUACCUAGACCCAGAGCUUCCACCUUGACGGCAGCCAAAGCGGAGGGAGUGAAUAAUAACAAUGCCGCACAACCACUAAUUGUACCUGGUGCAGCUACUGCACAUCAACCUACACACUCACGUAACUCCAGCAUAUGGCCGGAUGGUUUAAGUAUAUGUCCCUCCGCCACUUCCCGCAAAGAUUCUGGCAUCAAAAGUAAUUCACGCCGUUCAUCGAUACAACAGCAAAUAUAUGCCCUUAACCAAACCGCCAUUAGUACUCACCGUGUUUCCGGCUAUUUUACCAGUUCAACUUCCAGCAUCUCCAAUUUGGGAGAUGUACAAAAUGUACCCAAUGUGCCACUACCUGCCGCCAUGAUGCCACCACCGCCGCCUGAAGAUUUUGCAAGUGGACAAGUUGCUGAUCCGUUGGCCGCUUGCUUACAACAACUGCGCAAACAAUCAGAUCUCCAGCUGAUACGCUGUGUACGUGAUAAUGCCAAAUCCCAAAGGAGUUAUCUAGUCAAACCUCCUCUUAGGAAAUUUAGUUUAUACUUCAAAUCCCGCCAAAUGGAAAGAGACUUUCGUUCGAAAGCCCAUAGAUUUGGUAAUGAAAGUGAAACGGAAGGACCUCCCACAUUAGCCACGCCCAGAUAUAAUACUUACAUAGAUAUUUUCGUGGGUUUGGCGGUUUAUUUGUGUAUUUCCAUCUCUUUAUUCCUGAUGACACCCAAUACGGUUACUCCCAGUUUUCGUCUAUGGGUGUCGCUUUUCACCUGCUUUACCGCCAUACAAAUUUUCGCUUUAUUUCUCUUUACCCGCCAAAUGUGUCGCAGACAUUCCACCCACACUAGGACGAAAGUGGCCAAUAGCGAAUCCUGUGCCGAUCGUUUAUUUGAGGCCAUUUCCAGUUGGUAUCCUUGGCACAUUUGUUUGGCAGUAUUAAUGGCCAUGCCGGUUAUUUUAAUUAUAGCGAAUUUUCUUUUAUUGGAUCUCAAUGAACUGGAGGCAUUCGAAUAUCAUUAUGGUUUUCUGAUAUUUGUGUGCAUAGUCCAUUUCUGCAAUUUUACCCAAUUGAACUGUUGGAUGCGCAAUAUUUUGGCCUUUCUAGCAGCUUUAUGUUUUGUGGGCAUAGCUGUUUCCCAACUAUUGGUCUACUCAAAUCGUUCCGAUGCCACCGAGUCCGCCGCAUCUCUACUCAAUGCCACCCGUUUGCCGCAUCUCCGUCGGGAUGUGGCCAAAUAUAUUAUCGAAGAAAUUAAAUGGUUUCAAGAUUAUCAUGUCGAAAUCUAUUUGGAUUUAUUUCUCAUACUUGUGUUAGUAUGGUUUCUGAAUCGGGAAUUUGAAAUUGGUUAUCGUUUAACAUUCUAUGGUAAUGCGGUGGCCAAUCAGGAUAAGAUACGUGUCCAAAAUAUGAAAAAUCAAGCUGACAUGUUGCUGCACAACAUUAUACCCAAACAUGUGGCUGAACAUUUAAAAAAUACCGCCAAAUAUUCCGAAAAUCAUCAUAAUGUUGGUAUUAUUUUUGCCUCCAUUGUUAACUUUAACGAAAUGUACGAUGAAAGCUAUUUGGGAGGCAAGGAAUAUCUGAGAGUUCUCAAUGAACUGAUAGGAGAUUUUGAUGAGUUGUUAUCGCGUCCAGAAUUCAAAUGUGUGGAGAAAAUUAAAACUAUUGGUUCCACAUUUAUGGCAGCUAGUGGUUUGGAUCCCAAUCAUCGUGGCGAUGGCUAUGAACAUAUUUAUGCCUUAAUGGAAUUUUCCAUGGCCAUGCAGGGUGUAGUGGAUGCUUUCAAUAAGGAUCUAUUGGAGUUUAAUUUGAUACUGCGCAUAGGUUUCAAUGUGGGCGAUGUUACCGCUGGCGUUAUAGGCACUAGUAAACUGCACUACGAUAUUUGGGGUGAUGCGGUUAAUGUGGCUUCUCGUAUGGACUCCACUGGCGUUUCGAAUCGUAUACAAGUGGGUAAAGAUUGUUUACCUUUUCUGGAAGCCAAAUAUGAAUUUGAACCUCGUGGCAGUGUUUAUGUUAAGGGUAAAGAUAAUAUGGAAGUAUUUUUAUUCACCCGCCGAAAACCCGAUCUUUUGGGUGAUGACGAAGAGGAGGAAGAGACUCACAGUUCUCAGAUGGGAAAUGGUAAGCAGAAUGGUAGUGUUAGUUAAAUCAUAAAGAUGAUUUGUUUUCUUUUAAACAUACAAAUUAUAUGAUGGAGAAAUUUUUCUAUAAGAAACAAGACAAAGGCACAAGAAGCAGUUUUUGUUAUAUUGAUGUGAAGUUUUCAAAAACUGCUUUUAACGGCCGGCCUGUUUCUUGAACAUGAAAAUGGCUUAGAGUUUUUGAGAAAAGUUUGCAACUGUAUGGUGGCCAUAAAGUUUUUCAAAAUGCUAUAGAAUGAUAUAUAUUUUACUAAAACUUUUUUUGGCAACCAAGUCUAGAGGAAGAAAUUGUAUUUCUCUGAUUUUACUUAUUUAUUAUAUUUAUAAAGACCUACAUGCAGUUUUCAAAAAAUAUCGAAAUAUUGCUGCAUGUUAUGGAAAACUCUGAUUUACUCAAGCGAUUACAAAUGGUUUCAAAUGCAUACAAUAUGCGAAACUUAAAUGUUUUGAUAAUUAUAUUAAUCGAAGAUAUUUAGUUAAAUGCCAACAUGAUAUUUGCUAUAUCGAAAAUCUUAAGAUAUAUAACGAGCUUUGUAUUACAUAUGUAAAUUAGAAUGGUGUAUAAUAUUUACAAACAUUUGUCCUUUAAAUUAUCUUAUUAUAUAUUUUACUUUUGAUUCUUUAAUUUAUCUAAUAAUGACUAGCUUAAACCGAUCGCAUUACUAGACCUAAACAAUUACUUUGUGUAUUACGGAAUUCUCUAUAUUAGGAUCCAAUUGUCUUAAAAAUUAAUAAACCUUUUCUUCAGAUUACCUGUAGUUGGCUUAAAUGUUAUAGAAAUAUUCUUUGUAAUUCUUUAUUUUGUCUACUUUUUCCGAUCGUUGGAAUGGCAUAGAAAGCAAUUCUCUCAUUUCCAUUAACACAAGUACAAAUUUUAAGUUGUCUUCCAAAAAUCUAUUUUCCAAUUGCUAUCUAUAUCUACAUGAAUAAACUGUUCAAACCUGUCAAAAUGUGGACUAAAAACAACAAGUAUGACCGACUUAAAGUUAUAUACCACUUGAGAUACUCUUAAGAAAUGUGAUUGCCUUUAUCCAGUUAAGAUUUCUUAUAACAUUCUCGGUAUUAGUUCAAAAUAUUGAAGAAUUAAGCAAUUUUUGGACACAAAUUGAGACUUGCAGUUUCUCACCUGGGAAGUCAUGUAAGAAAAGCUAUUGAUUAAAAUAAAAUUCUUAAAAAUAUAGAUAUAUUAUUUGGAUCCCACAAGUUGUUUACACAAAAUGUAACAUAUUUUCUUUAAUUUUUACCUAAUUUGACUUGCCAUUCUAUAACAUAUAAAGUCUAUGUAAAUAUUUUUCAAAAAACCGUAACAUUUUGUAAGCCAUAUCUUGCUGAAAUCCAAAAAACCGAUUCAAAUAGUGAAAACUCUACUUGAUAAAGAAAAUAAAUAUAUUUUAUGAAGGACCAUAUUUGAUUUUAGCUAAGCCAUAAACCUUUCCUUUUUAGUAACCUAACACGAACUAUUCCUAAAACGAAUGUGAAAAAAUAGUAUGAAAAAAGAAACUCAGAUCUGCACUUUACUUACGAAGGACCAUAUUUAGCAGGUUUAGUCAAGACAUACACCUUAUUAUUUUUCUAAUAACAAAAUUCAUAUUAUUCGUGAAAUAGAUAAGAAAUCUAAAUUGAACAAAAAGAGAACUAGUUACUAGGUAUUUCUUUAAAAAAAAGUGGACUAGACUCUCUAUAAUAUGAACAACAGAAAAUGGAGUGGAAAUCUGUAGCUUACGAGGGACCAGGCAUGGAAAAUACAACACUAUUGUAAUUUUUCAGUAUUUUUUGACUACUCUAUGGACUACUUAUGAAAAUAGAAAAUAUAUUACUGUAUAGACUGAACUAGAUUUUAGAUUACAAACUAUGGACUAGACUAGCCAACAGACUAGUAUAUAGAGUAGUAUAUAACUUUUAAGUAAUUUCUGACUACUCCAUGAACUAUUUUCAUAAGUAGUUCAUAGAGUAGUCAAUAUAUUACUCCAUAGACUUGCCCAAAAACUAGUCCAUAGACUACACAAUUAACUAGAUUCUAAAUUACAAAUUAUGGACUAGACUAGUCCACAGACAAGUCAAUAGACUAGUUCAUAGAGUAGUCCAUAGAGUAGUCCAAUAUACACUACUAGUCAAUUGUCUAGUCAUUGAAUAGCCAAUUGAAUAGUCCAAAGACAAACUAGUCUCAGACUAUUCUAUACACUAGUUCAUAGACUUAUCAAUAGACUAGUUCAUAGACUGGUCCAUAGAAUAGUCCAAAGACUAGUACUCACAAUAGUCAAUAGACUAAUCUAUAAACUAGUCAACAGACUAAUCUACAAACUAGUCUAUAGAAUAGAUCAUUUACUAGUUAAAAGUCUAGUUCAUACGGUUCUAUUAAUCGUCUUUCGAAUAAUCGAAAUAUGGACUUUUUGUCAAAAAAAGUUGAAGUAAACAAUUAUGUCCCAAUAAAGUCAAAAAAUUGACUUUAAUGUAAGAAUAAAAUUAGAAAUGUCAGAAAAAAUCGACUUUUGUUAAAUGACUAAAAUGUGGAAAGUAGACUGACUUUUGCAUAGCCUAGUUCCAGAUUUGCCUAGACCAUAGAUUAGACCGUAGACUAGCCAAUUGAUUAGUCACUGAACUAGUCUAUUGAUGUAAAACUAUUGAAGGUACUAAAAAGGACUCUUUAUAAUAAAAGUUAGUAAUAUGUCCAUGCUGGUGAAGGACCAUAUUUGUUAGCCAAGACACAAACCAUUUCCUUGUUAACUAAACACAACUAUACUCAAUUGAAAUGCGUUCUUAAAAUUUAAAAAAAGGCAACUAAAACUUUACUUACGAACAUUCAUAUUUGUUAACAGUUUUAGCCGAGACACCAACCUUUUCUUUUUUCAGUAACGAAACACGAACUAUGCUAAAUAAAUAUAAAAUUUUUUUAUAAUUCUUUUUUAUAUUCUUGCCGUUCAAAAUACACAUGUUUUUACACAAAAAUAUAUACAUUCAAAAUGACAUAAUAUUAAACAUUUUAUUAAAUAUAAAAAUAUAUUUAAAAAAUCAAAACAACAACUUGUAUUUGAUAUGAAUAUGUCACGUAUUUAGAUGUAUUAGCAAAAUAUUAACAAUAUAAAACAAAUUGUUAAAAAAUAAAAAAAUGUAUUAGAAAAUCUUGUAAAAAAAAUUAGAAAAAAUUCUAAAUAUGUUAUUUAAGAAACUAACUGUAAUAUUAACACUAUUCAGAGAGUACUUAAGCAAAUGGUCCCUUUGUUUAAAACUAGAAAAGGAUAAAACCAAAAAAAAAAGUUGUCCAUGUUUCCUACUAAAAUAAAAGUAGUUUUUUAAAAUUGACAUUGCAAAAAGUAUUAGAUUAACUAAAGAUAAUAUCAAACCGAUAUUAAUUACUUUUAAAAAAAAAAGCUCAACAUAUAGAAACAAAUUUAAAAAAAAUCUUGAAAUGAAAUAAAAAUACAUGAAACGAACUCAAGUUUAAAACUGUUUUAAAACUAAUUAUAACAAAUAAACAUAAUUAAAUAUUAUCAUAAAAAAACUUAUUUAUUAUUAAAAUAAUAAUAACAAGAAAAAUCUUUAUGUCUACACCUUUAAAUAACAAAAAAAAAACAAAAUCAAUUUGUUACACAUUUUUUAAAAAAAGAAUUUUAUAUAUUUUUUAAAUAUCAUAAAACCGUAACAAAACAAUUAAAUGUCAAAGUUUACAACAACAAGCUUGUCACAGUCUUAAAACACAAUCAUUUAAAAAGAAACUGUGAACAGCCUUUAUAUUAAAAGAAAAACUUAAAUAUCCUAUUACUCAAAUAAAUAUUUAUUGUGUAUAAAUUAUAGUUUUAUAAAAAUGUUACUAAUUUUUUAAAUUGUAUAUAUUUUUUUUUUGUUUUAU